Messenger RNA from Striga hermonthica, 1107 nucleotides. NCBI's taxonomy places the organism in Eukaryota, Viridiplantae, Streptophyta, Magnoliopsida, Lamiales, Orobanchaceae. The record is from the annotation of a GenBank genome assembly.
AUGAGAACCAUUACAUACAGACAUAACAAGUACAAUCAUGCCAACGCGAAGAACACGAACGAGGCAUUAGUAAAACCGAGCACCGAUCCAGAGAGACAACAAGAAUAUUCCGUGAAGGACAAAGAUCAACAAGAACCGGCAAACAACUUCUCCUUCUCCAUCCUUUCCGAAAAGCGGAAGGCUUUGUUCGAGCCGCUUGAGCCAGUCAACAACGUGAAUGGGAAACGCCCGUCGGCAGAUUCCCUACUCCCACCUCCCGAUUUUGAGUCCGCUAGCUACCCAAAAGGCUGGCUGAUUGGGAAAAAACGGAAGCUUGUCAACGUUGAUGUUGUGGAGAGCAUGCGGAGGAUUGCUGUUCAAGAAAUGAACCGAAAGGACAGGGAGAUUGAUGGGCUUAACGAGCAAUUAGAAGAGGAUGCACGUUCUGCAUUGUUUCAGUUUGGUUUCACUACGAGUGAUCACGAUUUUGCUUUAUUUCUUCGGCGCUCCUCCUUCGGGAUCAUUAUUUUGCUACUCUAUGUUGACGAUAUGAUCAUCACGGGGGAUGAUAUUAUCGGUAUUUCCGAUUUGCAGGAUUAUCUUUGUCAGCAUUUUGAGAUGAAGAGUUUGGGCCAGCUUCACUAUUUUUUGGGUCUUGAGAUCUUUGAUUCGUCUGAUGGAUUCUAUUCGUCUCAAGCCAAGUAUGCCUCUGAUCUUCUUGCUUGGGCUGGUCUCGCUGAUUGCCAGACAGCUUCAUCACCUCUUGAUUAUGAUGUUCGUCUUACUCCACUUGAUGGCUCUCUUCUUGAGGAUCCUACAUUAUAUCGUCAGCUUGUUGGGAGUUUGAUAUACUUGACUGUCACUUGGCCUGAUAUAGCUCAUGCAGUUCAUAUUGUGAGUCAGUUUAUGGCUGCUCCACUAACCACGCAUCAUUCUGCUGUGUUGCACAUCCUUCGCUAUGUCAAGGGCACUCUAUUGUAUGGUUUACACUUCUCGGCCCAUUCUUCUUUGACGCUUAGCGGUUAUUCUGAUGCAGAUUGGGCUGGAGAUCCUACUGAUCGUCGUUCUAUUACUGGGUACUGCUUCUUUCUGGGUGAUUCACUUGUCUCUUGGCGCAGUAAGAAGUAA